AUGGAGUUUGCUGCGGCUAAAGUGGCUACAGAAACGGCUGCUCCGUCGACUGCUUUGGUGGACGGUCACGAGCUCUCGUACGCGGACGAUACCGAUAUUAAGGAGCAGGGAAAGAGGGACGGGCCACUAGCCGGCGCGGCGAUUGCGGUCGAAAUCGUCCACCCCGCGUGGUUCGAGCCUCAGCUUCGAGACGUCGGAUCUCUUUCGCUUUGA
Molecule: messenger RNA, 213 nt
Organism: Hyaloperonospora brassicae
Lineage: Eukaryota; Oomycota; Peronosporomycetes; Peronosporales; Peronosporaceae
Source: the annotation of a GenBank genome assembly